CGUUUUCGACGUCAAAGGUCGUCAAAAUGUCUCGCAUGAACCACUUAGCCUAAAAGCUAGCAGCUCAGUUUUGCCCCUUUUUUUUUCGUUGAGGUUUGCGUUCUUUUCGUUUGAACACUCGGGUUCGGCUCUAGAUGGCGGCCAGGAGGUCGCCAUGAAACUCCGGCUUCAGAAUGACAGGAGUGAGUCUCGAAGAGCCGUGAAACUGAGGGAGUCUCCUGCUGUGAUGCAGCCUAACCCAGGUGACCGGGCUGUUCCUGCAGGGAAUGGUCUGUCCUUGGAUCUGCAAGCAGAGCUGCUGGUCGGGGCUCCGGUCACUGCCGCCGCCGCUGCUUCCAGCACUGACAGCGGGGAGGUGAGGGUAUCCAUGAGUGGGGCCUCUGGAGACCCCAAUGGAGGCGCGUCGUCCAAGAGGUCGAGGGUCAACUCUCACUCGCACACCCACUCUCACUCCCACUCCCACGGCCGGGCACAGCUCCACUCCACUUCAGAGGCCGAGCCGCCGCCGUCUGACGCGGAUGCCGGGGAGGCCGGCGCCUCCCUGACCGAGCUUCGCUGCUUGUUCCGAUGGGUCCAGAAGAGUCUUCCCUUCCUGGUUAUCCUGUGCGCUAAGCUGGUCAUCCAGCAUGCUCUGGGUUUAGCGGUUGGUGUGGGCCUCCUGACAACUUUUCUAUAUGUGAAUAAAAACAUCCAAACUCAAGUCUUUCUGCAGGAUCGUCACUCGAAGCUGCAGUGCAUAUGGCUGCUAGUCUUCCUCGUCUCCUCCGCCCUCCUGCUGUACUACACAUUUCUCUCAGAGACACUUUACCACUCACUCAUCUUCUUCAGCCCGACCAUUGAGUCUCUGGGUUUCUGGGAGAUUCUUUGGGCAGUCGGCAUCACAAACUUCAUAAUAAAGUUCCUUUUUAUGGGAAUAAAGUGCCUUAUCCUGCUGGUGCCCUCCUCGCUGGUGACCUACAGAACCCAGGGUCGGUGGCUGAUGGUGACAGAGGAGCUGGGUCAAGUCCACCAAGCUAUAGCACCUGUUCCACUGUGGUUCCGUUACCUGGUUACCUACCAGGAGUCCGAUGGGGCCCCCGGGCUCACCCUCGGGGUCCUGUUGGCUUUAUGCUACCUCAUGCUGAAGCUCUUAGGAUUGUACAACCAGCGGAUGACUUUGCUGAAAACUGUGAGGCUAUUUCUAGCGGGCGAGCAUACGGGCUCGGCAGCAACGAGAGCUCAGUGCAGCGAGGCUGGAGACGUAUGUCCCAUCUGCCAGGGAGAGUACAGAGUGCCUCGGGUGCUAAUCUGCCAGCACGUAUUCUGUGACGAGUGCAUCGCCCUGUGGUUUAACCGGGAGAAGAGCUGCCCCCUCUGCCGCACAGUCAUCACAGACAAGGUGUACAAAUGGAGGGAUGGAGCGACAUCUCCACACCUGCAGAUCUACUGAUUCAUGAGGCCCGUACGCUGAGUGUGUGCAUGUGGGACAGCGGUAUUAUUUUGUAUGGAAUCCAAGUUUUCUCUUUCCUUCUUAAACUCCACCAGCGUUUGUUGCUAUAGACGUUUGCAGUAGACUGCUAAGGGCUAGGCUUCCUGAGAGCCAGAGUCACUGAGGACAUGAGUUGCACAGCUUGCAUGUUUCUCUACCAGGUCAUCUCCUCUUCCAGGGAAAUCUGACAUGUGUCCUAAAGUAUUUUUUCCUUUCCACUUUGUUUCCUUUUGAGUAGAAUCACUUUUUUUUUUUUUUUUACCUUUUAUGGCAAUAUAAACCUUCCAGGUGGGGCUAAAAUUGCUCUGCUGCCAUAGUUUUGGGAUAUGAGGAGAAUUGCAUCAAGUAUUUCAAACUCGAACAAAUUCACAACAAAUUUGUGGUUUUCAGCCAGCAGUCUCUAGUGUUGGUGCAGUUUUCUGAUAAACUUAAAAAGGGGUGUACCUCUGCUCUAGAAUGCUAAAUUCUUAGGUUUUUUUUUCUUUUUCAUGUCUCAUUAAAAAAAAAUCAACGGAGAUUCAUUUACACAUAAAUUAUUUUUCUAUUCGGGUGACUUCACUGUUUUGUAAAGACCAAAGAUUGGGAUCUAUUUUAUGUAUUAAAAUAAUUUCCAUUUUAUUCAUCAACUAUCUGAAUAAAGAUUUACAUUUAAAUUAU
This is a messenger RNA of Fundulus heteroclitus (mummichog), 2125 nucleotides long. RefSeq names its product ring finger protein, transmembrane 1 (gene rnft1). Gene Ontology annotation, biological process: positive regulation of ERAD pathway. NCBI's taxonomy places the organism in Eukaryota, Metazoa, Chordata, Actinopteri, Cyprinodontiformes, Fundulidae. Bases 155 to 1429 code for a protein of 424 amino acids. The record is from RefSeq and is a predicted model, not a curated record. The transcript has 9 exons. Gene Ontology annotation, cellular component: endoplasmic reticulum. Gene Ontology annotation, molecular function: ubiquitin protein ligase activity.